AAUAAUUCCCUCUCACAGUAUACACACUGCACAUUUCGCACCAGGCACUGGCAUCUUCGCAUUUCUCUGCCGACACAAGAAAACAAAAAUCCUUCGCAACUCGCCUUUUCGCCUCCUGUUCUGACAUUAUAUUGCCGUCGUCUCACCUCCACUGUCGUCACCGUCGCUCCAACCUCCGUCGUCGUCGCCUCUUCCCGGCCUCCUCUGCCGCCAUUAAGCUCCUACAGGCAAAUAACCUCCACUGCCGUUCAUCCACCUCCGCAACCUAAAUCUGUCGCCCACAACAGCGUCACUCGUCGCUCUUCGCCGUCGUCACCCACAGCAGCGUCGCUCAUCACUAUUCGCUGUCGUCACCCACAGCAGCGUUGCCGUCGUCGCCCACAACAGCUAGAGCAUAUUUUCAGAAGUAAGGCAGUGAAUUUUCAACCCCAGAAGAAUUUUUCUGCAUCUAGCUACGGAAGAGAUGAAAGAUCCAUAGAAGAAGAGGCUGAAAGGAAAAUAGGGUGGCUGUUGAAACUGAUUUUCGCUGGGACUGCAACAGUUGUAGCUUAUCAGUUUUUCCCGUACAUGGGAGACAAUCUGUUGAAGCAGUCUGUGACACUUUUACAAGUCAAGGAUCCCUUGUUCAAAAGAAUGGGAGCGUCCAGGUUGGCUCGUUUUGCCAUUGAUGAUGAAAGACGGAUGAAAAUUAUUGAAAUGGGUGGAGCUCAAGAACUUGUGAAGAUGUUGGAGGCUGCUAAAGAUGACCGCACAAAGAAGGAAGCUUUAAAGGCUCUUUUUGCUAUCGCAAAAUCAGAUGAAGCUGCUGCGGUCUUGCAAGUCGCUGGAGCAAUAUCUGUUAUCAAGUCCAUCCCUGCUGGUUCCCUCGAGGAUGCUGAAGUUGAGAAGUACAAGUCAAAUUUGUUGAAUAGAUUCCAAGAUCUGAGAUAUGAUAAUGUUAGCUCUGAUCCUUAGAUGUAAUUUUUCUUGUUUCUAUUGCUUCCUUUUAGCCUUUAACUGAAAGAGUAGAAUGUUAGAUAUAUAUUGACUUUUCAGAUGUUGGUUAGCAGCCAGCUAAGUCAGUUUGUCAAAGGCUCCAAUAGCUUUGUAAUUUUAAGAGUUAAUUCAAUUUUUGGUCCUAGAUUUAUAGGUGCGGUUACACUUUUAGUCCUUUUUUUUUUUUUAAAAACAUCCUAUAUUAGUCUUAGUUUUAUUGUGGCGUGACCAUUUUUGGUCCUUUGUUAAUAAAACCGUUAACCUACCGUUAA
This is a messenger RNA of Ipomoea triloba (trilobed morning glory), 1247 nucleotides long. RefSeq lists its product as uncharacterized. The annotation marks the transcript as partial. Lineage: Eukaryota; Viridiplantae; Streptophyta; Magnoliopsida; Solanales; Convolvulaceae. The transcript is spliced from 7 exons. The record is from RefSeq and is a predicted model, not a curated record.